Molecule: messenger RNA, 231 nt
Organism: Alternaria burnsii
Lineage: Eukaryota; Fungi; Ascomycota; Dothideomycetes; Pleosporales; Pleosporaceae
Exons: 1
Source: RefSeq, a predicted model, not a curated record
GCAGCUGGACGAGCGGGCGCCAAUCCUCGAUUGAUCUUUCUUGGUCCGACUGAGCUCUAUCCCACGCUGCUGGGAGUCGUCUGCCGUCACGAGCAAUCUACUGCGAGUCGACCUGCCAGCGCUAAUGGCGAGCCCUAUGCACGAGAUGAGGGUCGGGGCGUGGACCUUGAAGCUUCUCGAAAGCCAGAGCUCUGCUCCGACCGACUAAAGGGUUGCAUCUACCCCUGCUGA